GCACAGCAGCAGUAGUGGGCCAUGGCCGAGCCGAGUCCGAAAAGGCUCAAGAGCGGCCUGCCCUUGUGCGCCAUCCACCGGCAGGGCAGAGCUCUGGGCAAGCUCGUGAAGCAAAACUUCCCGGCCGUGGUGGAGGAAGGCCUGUGCGGAGUCACCGGCGCCCUGCUGGACGUCUCCUACGUCUUGCAGAUGCUGGGUGAAAUCUUUGAUCAUUCUGACAUGGCUUUACCAAAUGUUUCUAAAUUCUUCUUGGACCACGCUAAAGAGGAGAGGGAAGCAGCAGAAGCUCUCAUCCAAUACCAGCAUGACAGGGGAGGCCUCUACUGUACCAGAGUUAUCCAGAAACCACCCAGUGUGUUAGUAAGCGGUGUGGCAUCAGCUCUGGAAGUAGCCCUAGUACAAUGGAAGAUGAUGGCGGGCCAUUUUGAAGAGCUUUAUGCUCUGAGUAUCAAGAACUCAGACCCUCACACUGCAAGCACAAUUAAGAAGCAAUUUCUAGCACCCAAGAUACAGAAGAUCAAGCUGAUGGGAGAUCUAAUUACCAAUGCUCGUAGGCUUAGGAAUGCCCAAGAUAGCAGAGGUGACCUUGAGAACUAUCUUAUAGACCGUUUGCAGAAAGAACUAAAGAUUGGGACCCAUUCAGAAGCUCACUGCAGUCUCCAUGCACCAUUUCAGAAAUGUACAGGAGCUGCAAAUGGGCUACAGCUUCUGCGAGAGGAGUACCCUCAGCCCAAGAAUGGGAUAAGGCCAAAAUACCAAGGCCAGUGUUGCUCCCUCUCUCAGCCUCGGUGGAAGGGCUUGCGGGAAAGAGAUCAAAGGCAGGAGCACAAAUGGCAUUAGAUUGGCUGGGAUAUGAAGUAUGCCACUGCUGAGCAGUGUUACGAUAGUCAUACAUCUCUAAAUUGUCCCGGAAUAGUUGUCUAUAGGUUGACAUGAUUUGUGAAAACAGUCCCCACAAACAGGGUAACUGUACCAUCAUGAUUUGGUCAUUGUUGAUUAUUUUGUUCAUUAUACUAUGUUUGAAAAAGCAGUUAUUCCACCAUGGACUGCAGUCCUUUCUAUGAGUGCAGGAACUCCUUACCUUCAUAUAAAAGCUAUAUUAACUCUUAUCUACAAUAUUGA
Molecule: messenger RNA, 1122 nt
Organism: Lacerta agilis (Sand lizard)
Lineage: Eukaryota; Metazoa; Chordata; Lepidosauria; Squamata; Lacertidae
Product: ferritin light chain-like
Exons: 3
Coding region: 22-840 (272 amino acids)
Biological process (GO): iron ion transport; intracellular iron ion homeostasis
Cellular component (GO): cytoplasm
Molecular function (GO): ferrous iron binding; ferric iron binding
Source: RefSeq, a predicted model, not a curated record